Molecule: messenger RNA, 463 nt
Organism: Phascolarctos cinereus (koala)
Lineage: Eukaryota; Metazoa; Chordata; Mammalia; Diprotodontia; Phascolarctidae
Gene: MRPS33
Product: mitochondrial ribosomal protein S33
Cellular component (GO): mitochondrion
Source: RefSeq, a predicted model, not a curated record
CGCCCUCGAGGCUGGACGCGUCGCCCUAGGCACUGGUGGGGGGAGAUGAGGGAGCCUGAUUUCCGGAGGACGUUACGUAUAUGUGAGGAAGGCCCGGACCUGUUAAAUUGGAAUUGUCUUUACUGGCUCUCUCUCUCUCAAGAUGUCAUCCCUUUCAGAAUAUGCCACGCGAAUGGCUCGCCUGAGUGCUCGAAUAUUUGGAGAAGUUGCUAGCCCCACCGAUUCCAAGUCCAUGAAAGUAGUGAAGUUGUUUAGUGAGCAGCCUUUGGCUAAAAGGAAGGAGACUUAUGACUGGUAUCCCCCUCACAACACCUAUUUUGCUCUCAUGAGGAAACUCCGUUUCUUUGGUCUUUACAGAGAUGAACAUCAAGAUUUUAAGGAAGAGCAAAGGCGGCUAAAGAAGCUUCGUGGAAAAGGCAAACCAAAGAAAGGAGAAGGGAAAAGAUCAGCUGCAAAGAAAUAG